Molecule: messenger RNA, 1165 nt
Organism: Heterobilharzia americana
Lineage: Eukaryota; Metazoa; Platyhelminthes; Trematoda; Strigeidida; Schistosomatidae
Source: the annotation of a GenBank genome assembly
UGUAGAUUACGUCCUAAUUUGUUAUACAAAUAUGGUUUCUGUCGUCGAGAAUAGUGCCAGCCCAGAUUCCGGAUUUACUGUUGUGCGGAUGGAACCAUCAGAUAUUUUAAGUCUCGCUGGACAGUUUGUUGUGCAAUAUUACACUGUCAUGAAAAAGUGUCCAUCUGGCAUCCACCGUUUCUACAAAGAUGAUUCAUCCAUGAUACGAGAAGAUACUCCAGUUUGCGGUCAGAGAAUGAUUCAUGAAAAGAUCAUGAGCUUGAACCUUCAGGGCUCACAAAUCGCGAUACUCAAACUAGAUGCAUUGAGAGCCAAUGGCAACAGUGUACUAAUUCACGUGGCUGGAGAAAUAAGCAUCGCCAACGAGGAGUUUCGGCGAUUUACUCAGUGUUUUAUUCUGAGAGAACAGUCACCGUGUGACUUCUAUGUGUUAAAUGACAUAUUUCGGUACCAAGAUUAUGUAUAUGGAGACUUGAAAAAUAACGCGGAAACCGAUAGUGACCAUUUGGCGAAAACCAACGAUUAUUGUCCAUCUGAAAAUGUUUCACGUUGCCCUAUGUCUCAUACGACCAGAGAGGAUCAUACACACAGUUGGGAAACUACACGUGAAGAGAAUUACAAACAAGCUGUCGAUGAAGUCCAAACACAUGACUCAGAAAUGAAACAUGAUCAGCUGCCUGUGGAUCAUGUGGUACCACAUCCAUCUGUUGCACUAUCUGUUCAACAAGAAAUUGUACAUCAGUCUCACCCUGCUAGUUCCCCGCCACUGCAACCCGUUCAGUCUGGUCCUCGCAGUUGGGCGCAAAUGGCAUCUAAGCAGCUUUCUCAAUCUGUUUUGAAUGCGCAAAUACCUAAAGGUGUAAGGAGUAAUACUAACGUUUCCGAGUAUGAGGUUGCAGAAGAGCAGCACAGGUCGGGUUUGCGACAAUCAACCAAUACAGAUGGUCCUCAAAGAAUACGCAGUAUGGGUCCUCGUCAACAAGCAGACUCACGAGGCAUUUCUGAGAUGAACUAUGCCCAAGAUAAUCGUGUGUCUUCAAGAGGAAAUGCUUCCAGAGGUUUUGGUGGAUCUGCUCGUGGUGGUGGUCGGGGUGGUCGAGGUAGCAUGGGCAAUGGACCUGUGGGUCGAAUCUCUGGUGCAGGAAAUCCACGCAGGACAAGUUAG